GAGGGAAACCCGGGGCAGGAAUGUCGAGGCGAGUUUGCCUCCUCCGAGCUCUCGGACCUUGAAGGAGGGAGCAGCCCGGCAGGGCCGACGGUAUUCUGGUCGGGACUUCAUCGUCGUUGCGUCGUUGCGCUAUCGAGCUUAGGGUUGAAGCCUCGGGAAAGAAACGAGCUCCGUGCGCUGGAGCACUCACUGCGUCUUGGCUCGGCUCGGCUCGGCUCGGCUCGGGCUCGCGGACGCAGGUCACUGCGCGUGGAUCCGCGGACAUUGAUGGAAGCAUGCUCAGUCCAUAGAGGUGAAUAAUAUGAAUAUCAUGGAGCGAUGGAAGAAGGCAUAGGUGUGUUCGGGUUACAGGGCGGGUAGCGGUGACGAGCAGGGCAAUCGGACCCAUCCUUAUCGGAAUUGGAAAUUUGGUACUUUUUAGCUUCCGGUGUUGACUGACUGCCUACGGUUGUACAGUCCCGGUACGGUCAGCAAUUAGAGUGGGCUAGGCAGCUGAACUCCGCGACACUGGACGUAAAUUUUAGCUCGGUUCCAAAUUGAAGGGUGCGAACGCAUACAGGUGCAGACAGGUGCGAACGCCUGACAAGAUGUCGACGAAAAGUGAGGCUCAGUUAGCUGACAUCGGGAAGCGAUUGGCACCGUCUCAACCGAAAGAUGCACUCCUCAAGCUUCUGAAGCAAGCGGCAGUGCUUCUACAAGAAGUGGAGCAAUCCCCUCCCGCCAGCACAGUUGCAGCGAUGAAAGCUUGUACUGAGGCCUUAGUACUGCCAUCGCUUCUAAGGCAUAAGGAUAAAGAUGUGAAACUUCUCGUAGCAUCUUGCAUCAGCGAAAUUAUGCGAAUUGUAGCUCCAGAGGCACCGUAUGAAGACGACGUCUUGAAGGAUAUAUUUAAUCUGAUUGUGACGAUCUUCCAAGGACUAAACGAAGUUUCCAGUCCAUCUUUUCCAAGGAGAGUCAAUAUACUCGAAACAGUCGCCAAAGUCCGGUCUUGUGUCGUCAUGUUGGACUUGGAAUGCGACGACCUCAUUCUCGAAAUGUUUCAUGUUUUUUUCAAUACCGCAAGUGAGGAGCAUCCUCAAAAUGUAUUUGUAGCAAUGCGAAACAUACUGGCGUUGGUCCUGGAAGAGAGUGAAGAGGUUUCUCAACCUCUGCUGGAGGCUGUUCUGACGAACCUUCUUAAAGACAAUAAAGGCGUUUCUCCAGCAGCGCACAAGCUGGCCGUGGCAGUAGUGGAGAGAUGUGCUGACAAGCUGGAGCCUUAUGUCCAAAAGUUCCUCACAUCAGUAAUGCUUGAAGGGAAGGGGUCAGAAAGCGAGUUGCAGGAGGAUUACCACGCCAUUAUCUACGAGAUCUACCGUUGUGCGCGACAAAUGCUAAUUGCUGUCAUCCCUAAUCUGAUCCGAGAGUUAGUGACAGAUCAGGUUGAUGUGCGGCUGAAAGCUGUGGAGCUUCUCGGGAGACUUUUUGCUCUGUCUGGACAGCAUGUCGCACAGGAGUAUAAGCAGUUAUUUUCGGAGUUUCUUAAAAGAUUCUCUGAUAAAGCUGUGGAAGUGAGAUUGGCUGUUGUUGCAUGCGCCAAGGCAUGCUUGGAAGCGAAUCCUUCGGGACCAGAAGCAACCGAUAUUUUGGCCGGACUCGAUGACCGCCUUUUGGACUUCGACGACAAAGUACGAAUGUCGGUUGUGGAAUCUUUGUGCGAUCUUGUUAAUACCAAUCUAAAAUGGGUACCGAUGGAUAUGAUCAGACGAGUCGCGGAUCGGCUACGAGAUAAAAAGGUGUCUGUGAGGAAAUAUACGCUCCAGAAGCUGGCUCAAGUUUACCGGACUUAUACCUCCAAGUGCAAGGAAGGGUCGUUGACAGUAGAUGAGCAACAUGAGUGGAUACCUAGUAAAAUUGUCCGAUGUGCUUAUGACAAGGAUUUCAGACCCCAGGGUAUCGAGAUCGUGUUUACGGACGAGCUAUUUAGUGCCGAUCUUCCAAUUGAGCAGAGAGCAAAACAUUGGGUUGCAAUGUUGGGUUCUUUCGAUAAGAACGAUGAGAAGGCUUUUCGAAACAUUUUGGGGCAGAAGCUAAGGCUACAAAUGGAGAUGCAGAAUUAUCUCACAAUGAGACAAAAGAGCAAGGAGGAAGAUACUCCGGAGCUUCAAAAGAAGAUACAAGCUUGCUUCAAAGCAAUUGCCGCGUCAUUUGUCGAUGCCACUAAGGCUGAGGAGAAUUUUCAAAAACUGCAUCAAAUGAAGGACAAUUAUAUCUUCAAAUCACUGAACACAUUGUUGAGCCCCUCGACUCUCUUCGCACAGGCGCAGGCUACAAGGGAUGAGUUGCUGAAGAGGAUUGGAGAGAAACACCCGCAGCAUGACUUUAUCAAGACGCUUGCCACAAAGUGCUCGUUCCUACUUUUUAACAAGGAGCAUGUUAAGGCAGUCUUGAAAGAAGUUUCCAUUAACAAGCUCUCUGGAAAUAAGGAGUUUGUAGCAUCUAGCUUGUCUCUGCUUGUGGAAUUCGCUGGUUUUUUCCCAGCCUUGUUGGAAGGUACAGAAGGUGAUCUUCUGGAGCUACUCAAAGAAAGUGAUGAAUCAAUCAAAGAAGGUGUCGUUCACAUUCUAGCCAAAGCAGGUGGUUCGAUACGGGACCAGAUUGCAGACAAAGAAAGUGCCGUUGAUUUGACCCUCGAGCAGCUCUGCUUGGAGGGUAGUCGCAAACAAGCAAAACAUGCUGUUUCUGCAAUCGCUGCAAUAUCAGCGGAUUCGGGUCUGAAGGCUUUGUCAGUGUUGUACGGGCGACUUGUUGAUUUGCUGGACGAUUUGUUGAAAGCCCAUCUCCCGACGAUUCUUCAAUCACUUGGUUGUAUAGCCGAGAUUGCCAUGCCUGUUUUUGAGACUCGUGAAGAGGAAGUCGUGCGCUUUGUAGUACGGAACCUUCUAAAGCGCGAAAGAGUUCAGGAGGAAGGGUGGAAACCUGACUGGGAAAAUCCUAGCGAGGAAUGCUUGUUGAAGAUUUACGGUCUCAAAGUUCUCGUGAAGAGUUUCCUACCAAUCAAAGACUCCCAUUUGCGUACUUCCAAGCUGAAAGGACUCCUUGGAGUGGUGGCCAAGCUCCUCACAAUUGGAGAGGUCUCAGAAGAUAUUAAGUCAAGUGACAUCGACAAAGCUAAUCUCCGCCUUGCUACUGGAAAAGCAGUUUUGCGCCUUGCUCGGCGCUGGGACCAACAGAUUUCCCCCAAUAUUGUCCAAUCUACUCUGCUCUUGGCUCAUGAUCCUUCAAUUCAAGUGCGGCAAAAGUUUUUACUGAAAGUUCAUCAGUACUCCAAGGAACGUUCUCUACAUCAGAAAUAUGCCUGCGUUUUCGCACUGGUUGCUGUUGACCCUUCUAAGGAAAUCGUGACAGAUGGAAAACGGUUCUUGGCUGAUUUCGUUGAGACUUGUCGACGAGAGGCUCGAUCACGUCAGGUCUCACUUUCUGGACAAAUCGAAGGGACCACUAUAACUUACCAUCCUGAAUACGUACUUACUUACCUGGUUCACGUACUUGCGCACGAGGCGCUCUUUCCAGCCGAUUCGACUACCGAUGUUUCACAAUAUGAGCUUGUUUACAGGCAGCUUUUAGCAUUUCUGCGCGCGUUGGUCCACCAAGAUGGAGAUGGCCGCAGUGAUCUGGGAAAGAAAGAAGACGUUGACAAUUUACCGGCCAUUUUAGCAAUAUUCCGCAGUAUCAAGAAUGCAGAAGAUCUUGUGGAGAAAGACAAUUCUAAGUCAUUGUAUACUGUGUGCGAUAUCGGUAUUCUCAUCACUAAGGACCUCGGCAAGAAAAAGCAUUAUUCUGGGGAAUACCCCGGGAGUAUACCUCUGCCUGCAGCCCUUUAUAAAGUAGUGGAAGCUUUGGAGGGUGAAGAAGCACCACAGCCGAAGGUUGAUGGAAGUCAUCUGCCUUCCUGCUUUUCGGAGAAGGAUGUUUUGACCCGAUUUCGCACUGGGGGUGGUACUUCUCGCGCUGGCCAGCCCGCAAGUCCUCGAGGGCAUAAACGAGAAAGGAGAAGUCUGGAUGAAGAUUCUUCGUCUGACGAAGGAGAGAAGGACGACGAGGGUGAUCCUCAAUCGAAGAAGGUGAAGCACAGUGAUCCAACGGACGGCGCAGUAGAAUCACGGGAGGAUGACGACGUAGAAGAUGCGUCACUUGCUAGUUCAAAGCCUACCCGUGGUAGGAAGAAGUCAAAUGGUGACAGUCAGAAGAAUGGGAUGAUGAAGUUACCUGUGAAGCAGAAGAAGGACACUGAAGAAGUUACCCCAAAGCGGAAGAGGGGACGACCUGCUAAGAGCAGCAAGCCCCCGGUCCCCGAAGAAGUUGAGCAUUCAGAAGAUUCUGCUGCUGCUGCUACCAAACAAGAAGAAACAAUGGACAAAGCAAAGGGCAAGAAACUGUUGGUAGAUAAACAAUUAGCCAAGAAGGAUAAUCAGGACGUCCAGAAAACAUUGCCUGAAAUGUUCAGGAAGAAGCCAGUUCGUGGUCUUAAGGUCGGUUCUGAAGAAGCGGGCAAAGACGAUGCCCAAGAAGGGAAUAAGAGAUUGGCAGAAUCUACCCGGAGUCCCGCUAUAACUCCAAGAAAGGCACCACAAAGAGCUAGUGCCUCGGCCGUGGAAAAAACUCCUCCUACUAGCAAGGUGGACAUGGAUAGGAAAGAGGAGGAGCUUAUUGGUUGCAAAAUCAAAGUUUGGUGGCCUCUUGACAAACGAUAUUAUAGAGGAACAAUCACUCAUUAUGAUGCGAAGAAGAAGAAGCACAGGGUAAUUUAUGAUGAUGACGAGGUUGAGAACCUUAUUUUGGCGAAUGAACAGUUUAUAAUUUUUGACAGUUCAAAGGCGCCUCCGAAGAAGGUGACACCGGAGAAAGCUGUCGCGACACCUUCCGGAAGCGGCCAGUCAGGGAAGCUGAAACGAAAAGCGGCAGUUCAGACAGUGGACAACGGUAGUCAAAGCCCUGGACCUUCAGAUAAGAAGAGGGCCACUACUCCCAAAGGCGGGAAGGACUCUGGUGCACAUAGUCUGCAAGGAGUGGGUAGAGGCCUUGCCCAAGCGAAGAGCGGAAGUUUGUCUAGUCCAACUGCAAAGAAUUCCAAAAGGUCUGCUUCCAUCUCCGCCGGACCUUUUGCCUUCAGCGAUGAAGAUCUUGAGGAGCCUGCCAAUGAGAAAGGAGGUGGAAAGCAAGCGAAAGGUUCAUCUGCUCAGUCCGCUAGCAAGGGGAUCACAAACAUUAAGUUCAAAAGGAAGGCUGACAGUGAUUUGGCCAAAGAAGUUGUCGAGAGCGAACAAUCUAAGGAGAAAGCAGGGAAGGAGAAGCUGAAAGAGAAAGUAGAGAACGAGAAGCCCAAAGAAAAGGUGGACAAAGAUAAAGCUAAAGACAAGGUGGACAGUGAAGCUUCUAAAGAGAGGUCAGACAGUGACAGGUCGAGGGAGAAGACAGAGAAUGAGAAACUUAAAACCAAAGCAGAUACGGAGAAGGAGAAGUCUAAAUCCAAAGCUGAAUCAGAGAAGGAGAAAACCAAAGAGAAGGUUGAAACUGAGAAGGAGAAGACGAAAGCAAAGGCAGAUUUGGAGAAGGAAAACGCUAAGCUCAAGGCAGAACUUGAAAGUCAAAAGGCGAAGGCAAAGGCAGAUUUGGAGAAGGCAGAGAAAGAGAAGGCCAAGGUGAAGGCUGAGCUGGAGAAAGCGAAGGCAAAGGCGGAGGCAGAGAAGGCAAAGUUGGAGGCCGAGAAGGCAAAGUCUAAACCAGAGGCAGAGAAGCCCAAAGCCAAGGUAGAUGGGGAGAAACCCAAGUCCAAGCCGGAAGCUGAGAAGCCGUCUAAGACCAAAUCGGAUGGUGAGAAAUCCAAAGGGAAAGCAGAUGGUGAGAAGACGAAGACAGUGGAGCUUGAUCAAGCUAAAGGGAAGGCUGAGAAUGAGAAACCGAAGGAGGUCGCUGAGACCGAGAAGUUGAAGGGGAAGGUGCCGGAUGAGACUGUCAAGGCUAAAGGUGAAGCUGUGACAUCCAGUGAAAAGGCUGACACUGAAACUUCGCAAGAGAAGGUCGAUGAUGAGAAACCCUCGGAUGAAUCUCCUGCCAAGAGCACUGAAGAGGCAGGUGGGACGGUAGAACCAGGGAAGGUCCAGCUUCAAACUGAGUCUGAGAAGAAAGCAGAAGCUGAUUCUUCCACAAAAAAGUCCACUUCAAAUAGCAAAAGUGCUGAGCCAGAAGCCGAGUCUAAGAAAGACGACGAUGACGAACCUCUGUCAACCAAAGGGGAAGCGGGACUCUAACAUCUUAAUUUAUUUGGACCUCCUCAAGGUGGUUCUUUGGCGUUCGAUGACACUGUGAUGUUUGAGUGGUCAAUCGCUCAGGUCACCUUGCAGUAACAAACUGGAAGAGUUUGUGUGCUUGAUACGGAUGGACAACUUAGAUUACAUGAGCCAGCAAAGCACGAUUCUCAAUAGAAUCCGACCACAGGUGGAGUCGUCUGAAAGAAAGCUACAAGACGCGCGGGUUCUAUUUAAGACCACUGUAACUAAGCUUUGUAUCCCUUGUUCUCUUCCAGUCUCACCAAGCAACCAUGGUGUAGGUUGUGGAGAGGCUUGCCCCUGCGAGUGUUGAUCUCUACAAUCCCUUUGAUGGUGACAUCCUGAGUCUUCGAGGUCUCUGAAGUUUAUCUUUAUGUAUAGGUUCCAGAGCAGUCAAUAUUUCAAGCCAAGAAGCACUUCGAGUCCUUCCCCCGAUAUUAAUUCCAGUUGCCUCAACGGGAGGAGAUUCGUCGCACAUCUAGAUUUGAUGCGUCACUGUAUAUUGCCGUGUACAUAAGGUGCCCAGGGUUCUUGGUCUCAGGGGAUGUGAAAUUUUGAGGUUGGUAGGAACAUUCAUGCGUAGCUGCUUAGGGUGAUGUGCUUAAUCAUAGGGGAAGUGGAAGAGUUCAACAUUUUCACUGUUUGAAUCAUUACCUGCUUUCGAGGUCAUGGAGGAUUGUGUUAGUAGUAACUGAGAGCAACACUUCCUCGAUACUGUUGCCUUGUUUGGCUCCGGGACGUGAUUUAUAUAGAAAGGAUUGGCGAUUAUGCCACUUCGUCUUGAUCUCAAUAUCGUCUGCACAACGCUCAAUUACACUUUCCAGCAACAUAUAUGAUAUGGAUGUUAUUUGUGAGUAGCACCUUUUCUCGGCUUAUAUAGGUAACUUGAAAGGAGAAUGUUAUAGAACAUUCAAAAUCUGAAAUGCCCACAGAAAAUAGCGCUCGGAUUUUCGCUUUUGCCUUUAAUGAAAUUGUUUUGUACCUAGUUACAUAUGUCCAAAACCUAGGGAAACAGAGAGUGAAGCCUCAUAUCUCCGAUGCAAGAGUAUCAGAAUUUUGUGCGGUCGUGAAUUUUAUAAGCAUCUUCGGGUCUAGGGGAAUCUUGUUGUCCCGACCCAUGUAUACAAACCGAAAGAAUGCUGGUAUGACUUCCGAGAUUUGAUGAUUCAAACGUUUCUGUCUGACUGAAAGUGACCAACUCUAUUGUCAUGGUUUCGAAUUUUGGUAUAUAACAUGUUUAAAGUAUGAGAACAAGAUUAGCCAGUGAAUUGAUAAUUUUGUAGUGUCCAUUAUAUAAGAUAUAUCUUCUCAUAAUUAACUGUCGAA
This is a messenger RNA of Marchantia polymorpha subsp. ruderalis, 7634 nucleotides long. Lineage: Eukaryota; Viridiplantae; Streptophyta; Marchantiopsida; Marchantiales; Marchantiaceae. The record is from the annotation of a GenBank genome assembly.